UGCGCGAAAGUCGUGGUUUCGUCUGAUCCCAUAUGCGCCCUGCACUGCACACGCUAUUUCUGAUGCUAUCUCCUUAUCGCGUACUCCCGACAGUCUGUUUACAUCACCGCGACAAAUGUGAACGUUCAGACGAACCGAUCAUGUUACGAGCAUGCAAUCGCGAGUAGUGCGCCAAGACGGAACGGCGACUUGACUUGUGACAAGCGUCAUGGCUGACGAAAUCGGUCUGGAGGCUCAAGAGGAUGUCCAGUCUCCUCCUCAAGGUGUUCAAGUGCCGCACCGCCUUGGGAGGCCGCUGCAGAAAAUUUUGGGAGAUGCCGGCUUGUAUUCCUACUGUGCCAUCUGCGCCCUUUCGCUUCACGACCUUUUCCCGGAUGAAUGGGACCGAGAAUUUUGCGAAAAAUGUCUUCUGCAGCUGAUACAGCACCUCGGCCUGCCUUCGCAGGUGCAAUCUGUGAUGCAGGCUCUGAUGAUGGGCGAGGGAGGUGAGGCUGAACCAUUCAUACACGUUCUCAAGGACGAACCGGGCCUCAAUGGAAAUUGUUUGCGGAUUGUCGAAGACCUCAUCCUAUUCGCAGUUCAAGGAGGCAUCUACGAUGCUCGAACACGUGUGUUCAUCUUUUAUGUUGCCUGGAGGCUCAGGGUGUCCCAGUCACUUGUCGAGAUGUACGAAGAGUCGGUUGUCGAAAUGCUGUCUCAGGAAGUCCACGAACAGUCAGAAGAGGAACGAAAGGAAAUCGCCAAACGUCAGCGCAACAAGAAGCUCAAGCGCUUUCUUAUGAUUGGUCUUGCCACUGUUGGAGGAGGUGCUGUCAUUGGCCUGACAGGGGGUCUAGCAGCACCACUGGUAGCUGCUGGUGCCGGGGCUAUCAUAGGGGGCGCUGGGGCAGCUGCCUUGGGUUCUGCCACCGGCAUUGCAGUCAUAGGUUCACUCAUUGGGAUUGCCGGAGCUGGACUCACAGGAUACAAGAUGAAGAAGAGAGUUGGCGAAAUUGAGGAGUUUGCUUUCGACACGCUGACUGAGGGCAAGGGGCUGCACAUCACAUUGGCCAUUUCAGGAUGGCUGUCUGACGAAGAUCCAGGGGCUUUGAAGAGGCCGUGGCGAACGCUUAUGAACUCGCGUGAGCAGUAUGUGCUGCGAUACGAGUCGUCCUACCUGCUGGAGCUCGGUCACGCCAUCGACUACCUGUUCAGCUUCGCCGUUUCCAUGGCAGCCCAGGAAGCCCUCAAGUACACCAUUCUCUCAGGUCUGAUCACGGCCAUCACAUGGCCUGCCACCUUGGUCAUGGUGGCCGGGGUCAUCGACAACCCUUGGGGCGUGUGCAACAGGAGGUCUGCCGAAGUGGGCAGGCACCUGGCCGAGAUCCUCCUGGCACGACAACAGGGCAAGCGUCCUGUUACUCUAAUUGGCUUCAGCCUUGGUGCUCGCGUCAUAUUUUACUGCCUCAAGGAAAUGGCUAAGCGAAAAGGAUGCGAGGGAAUCGUAGAGGAUGCAGUCCUCCUCGGAGCCCCUGUUCCAGCUCACAAGGAAGAGUGGAAACCGAUGGCACGAGUAGUUGGGGGAAGGAUCAUCAACGGCUACUGCAGGGGAGACUGGCUGCUCAAGUUUCUUCACCGAACAUCGUCAGCAACGCUGAAGAUAGCUGGUCUACAAGCAAUUCGGUGGAAUGACAGACGAAUGUUCAACAUCGACUUGAGUGAUGUGGUGUCUGGGCACACCGAUUACGUGAAGAAGAUGGAUAUCAUUCUCAAGGCCGUUGGCAUCCAGACCUGUGACGACGUGCUGGAAGCUGACCCAAGCAUGCGCAAGUCGAAGUCUUACGCGCCAGACAGGGACGAGAAUCUGCGUGAUCCCCAGAUGCAUCGCUCGAGGUCCGACUCUGUGCUUUGCACCAAGAAGAGUGCGAUUGUGGCUUGCCCUUCAAGAGAAAAUCGUCACCUGUCGAUCACCGACCGGCCGCUGAGCUACUCGCUGGAGAGCGUCUUGAGUCGAAGCAGUUCGGCCUUUGGUGGCAGUAGCAACGCGACUGCCGACGGCCCCCGACAUUGGUCACCCCGCGAUUUCCUGCAGUCGACGCGCAACCUGUUGAAAACCCGUGCACCGGUUGCUACCACGGCCGUGAAGGAUGACGACACGACUAGUGGUGUAGUCUCCACAGCUGACAGCUGGGAGUGGUCGGCAUGGGAAGAUGAGGCACCCGCACUGGCCACAUCUCACAUGAAGCCUCAGGCCUGACUCCUCCCAUGAGCCACGCCUAGUACAGUGCCAUGGGGCGGGGGUAAUGUCUCUCCUUUUCGAGUCCUUCGCUUGUCAUGCGUGUAUGCUUGUGCAGAACAGUUUGUUUGUGGUUGGGGAAAGUCUAUUUGUGUUUCGGAAAGUUGACUUUCUAAGCAUUCAGCAAAAAGUAGUGUGCAUUCGGAUUGCGACAGACACAACGGGUAGUGUGUGAAUCUGGAGCCCCUCCAUCUUCCGAAACACGAUGGGGAUGGUCAAGUAGGCCUUGGAACCAAGUCGGCAGCUCGCGACAUCGAGGGGAGAGAACGAGCCAUUUCUUCAAAGUCUCCGCAUCCUUUACGUGCUUAUCCACACGACGUGAUCGGCUACUUCUGAAGCCGUUUCUUGUCUGUAUGGCUGAGGUUUGGAUGAUUGCAAUUGUACU
Messenger RNA from Rhipicephalus microplus (southern cattle tick), 2660 nucleotides. RefSeq names its product transmembrane and coiled-coil domain-containing protein 4. The record is from RefSeq and is a predicted model, not a curated record. Lineage: Eukaryota; Metazoa; Arthropoda; Arachnida; Ixodida; Ixodidae.